This is a messenger RNA of Protopolystoma xenopodis, 567 nucleotides long. The record is from the annotation of a GenBank genome assembly. NCBI's taxonomy places the organism in Eukaryota, Metazoa, Platyhelminthes, Monogenea, Polystomatidea, Polystomatidae.
CUGCAGUUGCAGCAACAUCAACAACAACACCAACACCAACACCAACAGGCUACCGGGUCGUGUCUUACGCCGGGAAAGUCCACGGCCGGCCUCGGGUCGGGAGUGGCCAGACCGGGCGCGACAACUGGCUCGGUUACCGCAGGAGGGCCACCACUGGCGCCGGGCAGCCAGCAGGGCUCCAGCAGCCUGCUGGCCAUUGCAACGUGUAGCUACAGUCUUCACUUCUUUCCCAACCUGUUUACUUCUUCUCGAUCACACUCUCCUCCAACUAUUUUCCCGAUUAGCCGGUCCCCAUUUGUUCGCUGCUUUCGUUGCAUUUGCGCGAAUUCGAGUCGUUCUCUCGGCGUACUUGCGGCGUUUCUACUUACGGUCUCACACAUGCUCUUCUUCAUCGAGUCCCCUGCGCCUCUCUCGGACCUGUUCACCUACAUUCUUUAUCCCCCUCUCUACCGUCUCACUUUCAGGCACUGCAUGCCUACAUUUUGCCUCGAACAUUCACAUGUACGCAAUUGCCUGUUGCCUAGGCGUGAUGCAGGUACAAAGGCGUGUAGAAAAUGUCUGAAAUAG